ACGAACUCCUUCGAAAAGAUGCAAACUACCUCCUUUUCAACCUCGAGGUUAAGCUUUCACAUUUAACAAGCACCCUGACUUGCAGCCUCGUCCAGUAUACCGAGGCACGUACAUCAGCAAACAUGGUGAAGAUUGAGCCUUUCGAGGUCGAGCAAUGGAUGGACAAAUACGAAGUCACACCGGGAGUUCUCAACAUCGCCGAAACUUGCGUAGCAUCAAUCUCUAUCGACGACAUCAUUGCUCUCUGCGAAGAUCCCAAUGUCCCCCAUCCCAUAAACACCAGCACAAAGCUCACUUAUGGAGCAAUCCGAGGAUCUCAAGCUCUGCGAGAGCGUCUCGCUUCACUCUAUUCCGCAAGAGUCUCCUCCCCUCUCUCGCCAGAUAACAUCCUCAUUACGCCCGGCGCGAUUGCUGCGAAUUUCCUCCUCCUCUACACCCUCAUCGGCCCCGGCGACCACGUAAUAUGCGUGCACCCAACAUACCAACAAUUAUAUUCCGUCCCCGCGAGUCUUGGUGCAGAAGUCUCAUUGUGGAAAUUGAGGAAAGAAAGGAAUUACAUACCUGACAUCGAAGAUCUGAAAGCCUUGGUAAAAGAAAACACAAAGAUGAUAAUAAUCAACAAUCCCAACAACCCCACCGGCUCCACGAUUCCAAAAUCCGUCAUCCAGUCUCUUAUUGACGUCGCUCGCGCGCAAAAUAUAAUCAUAUUAUCAGAUGAAGUCUACCGGCCGCUCUACCACGGCAUCUCGCCCAUCGACCCCGACUUCCCUCCGUCCCUAAUCUCAAUGGGCUACGAAAACACCUUAAUAACAAGCUCAAUGUCCAAAGCCUACUCCCUAGCCGGCAUCCGCCUCGGCUGGAUCGCCUCUCGCUCCCCCUCCCUCAUCGAGGAGAUCGCCUCAGCGCGAGACUACACCACCAUCUCCGUCUCGCAGCUCGACGACGCCGUCGCCUCUUACGCAUUAUCCCCCUCCGUCCUGCACUCGCUCCUUGCACGGAAUAUCCAACUAGCGAGAACUAACAUCUCUCUCCUCUCCACCUUCAUCUCCUCCCACCCCCAAACUUGCUCAUGGGUAAAACCAACCGCCGGCACCACCGCGCUUGUUCAAUUUAAGAAGAAAGGGGAGGUAGUAGACGAUGUAGCAUUCUGCAAAGAUCUGAUCGCAAAGACGAAAGUGAUGUUCGUUCCUGCAUCGAAGUGCUUUGGCGAGGAGUUCAGGGGGUAUGUGAGGAUUGGGUUCGUGUGCGAGACGGAGGUGUUGAGGGAGGGGUUGGAGAGGCUAGGGACGUACGUGAAGGAGGAACUUGCUUGAGUGCC
Molecule: messenger RNA, 1318 nt
Organism: Hyaloscypha bicolor E
Lineage: Eukaryota; Fungi; Ascomycota; Leotiomycetes; Helotiales; Hyaloscyphaceae
Product: putative aspartate aminotransferase
Exons: 4
Coding region: 123-1313 (396 amino acids)
Biological process (GO): biosynthetic process
Molecular function (GO): pyridoxal phosphate binding; catalytic activity
Source: RefSeq, a predicted model, not a curated record